UGCAAUAGACUAAAGAAGUAGAUGAUAAUUCAUACAAGAUGUUGGUGUGUCAUAUUCAUUUUUCCUCUUAAAAAUUUUAUAUUUCAGUGCUUAACUACAACAAGUGCAUAAAUUUUGAUAUCAAAUUAUCUUUCGCUAUGGCAAACGACGAAGUUGUCUUGAAACAAUAUUUGUCUAAAUAUAAACACCGUGAUUAUACUGCGCGAGAAGUCAUUAGUCUGAUUCAAGUUUAUCGUAGUCUCGUCUAUCGUUUAGAAGCCUUUGUGUUCAAUAAUGGCACUAGAAAGGAUUUACUCAACCUUGAAGGCACGAUACCCGUAAAUUACAAAGGAGCAUUUUAUAAUAUCCCCGUCAGUAUUUGGCUUAUGGAUACGCAUCCACAAAAUGCACCGUUGUGUUUUGUCAAACCUACACCUGAAAUGACUAUCAAAACAUCUAAAUGGGUUGACAGUAAUGGUAAGAUUUAUCUUCCUUACCUUCAUGAGUGGUCACCUUCUGGUUCAACCCUACAACGUUUGGUUCAGUGGAUGAUUACAGCAUUUGGGGAGCUGCCUCCUGUUUACGCUAAGCCACGUAAUCAGCCUCGACCUCCGUACCCAUUUGAUCCAUUUAUGCCGCAGCCUUCAGGCUAUCCAUAUCCUCAAGUUAGCCCUCAGCCUGGUUAUCCAACAGCUACUCCUUAUCCCACAACUUCAAAUCCUUUACCUUAUCCAAGCUUUGGUACACCAUACCCUGGUCAAGUUAGUACAAAUGGUACACCUUAUCCUGCAGCCACCCCUUACCCACCGACAACCAAUUUUGGUCCAGUUACUGAAGUGGCAGGUGGUACCAUCACAGAGGAGCACAUAAAAGCUUCAUUAUUAUCGGCAGUUACUGAUAAAUUGCGCAGAAAGCUAAAUGAACAGUCCCAACAAUCACAGGCAGAACUGGAAACUUUGAGGAGAACACAACAAGAACUCUGCGAGGGCAAAUCUCGUCUUGAAGAUAUAUUUACAAGACUGCAAAGAGAAAAGGCAUCGCUUGAAAAAAAUUUAAGCACACUUCAAGAGAAAGAAAAGGAGUUGGAAUCUGCUGUGGAGAGACUUGCAGAGCAGGAUGGCAUUGAAGCGGAUGAAGCUGUCGUAACAACUGCUCCGUUGUACUCUCAACUUUUAAAUGCAUUUGCAGAAGAAGCAACAUUGGAAGAUGCUAUUUAUUACAUGGGUGAAGCAUUACGCAAAGAGGUAAUAGAUCUGGAUACUUUCUUGAAGCAAGUACGUACAUUGGCUAGACGGCAAUUUACUUUACGGGCGUUGAUGCAUAAAUGUAGGCAAAAGGCUCAGCUAGCUUGCUAGUGGUGUAAACAUUACGUAAACAAUGCAAUCAUUAUACUGUCAGUGAUUGGAUGGAUAAUGGCUUAAAAAUACUGCCAUUAUAGAGGUAUGUUACAAAAAUUUGUAUGAUUACAAUGUUUUAUUUAUUUUGCAAAAUUAUGUAUUAAAUUCAAAAUGAAACAAAGCUUUGUCAUAGUUUAUUUUUACACCGAAUAGUAAUAGCAUUUUAACUGUUUUCAACUGUAAUUUAUAAAUCUUUUAUCAAGUUCAGUUACCAUUCAGACAUAUUAACAUACAAAAUGAUUUGUUUUGUUUGUUCCUGUUAUUUUUCAGUUAAAUAAAAUGCAGGUUAAACUUUAUCUGUUAUUCCUAAUUUGAGAAUAGGGAAAAUUUUACAGUUACAUCUCAUCUUAACUAUGGUUUUCAUUUAACAGUUUUUACAUGAGUAUAUCAAUGCAUUACUACAUUAUUAAUAAAAAAAGUAAUUUUGCCAUCUAUAUAUAUGCUUAUUAAUUAAACAGAAAGAUUGAAUUAAUGGUUGUUAAUUUGUAAACAAGUGUAUGAGACCAUAUUUACUCAUAUUAUUUUACAGUCUUGAAAAAUUUUUGGAUGCUGUAUACAAAACUGGGUUUUUAUGUACCAAAUAUGUAUCUUAUGUAAUCAUGCUCUAGUUUCUAAGGUUUGCAUGAUAGACAAUAAUGCUAUGAUAGAACAUAUGCAAUGGUUGAAAGUAGCAUUUAAUAUUUCACUUACUCGUAAACAGAACAUUAUAAAAGUUAUACAAAUAUUUUAUUAUGUAUCAGUUUAGGCUAUGAAUCCUUUAGUCUGUUGCACUUCUUUGCUGGUUGUCUUUUAUUAGUUCUGAACUUGCCUUGUAUAAUUAUAUAUAAAUUUACAAUCGGAAAGUAUAUCCUAUAUGUUAGGGGUAGCCAAAUUGCAGUUCACAAGACACAUGCAACUCUUUGAAGGAUUGUUUUCAAGUCUUGAUAAAUGUUCCUUUGUUAUUUUCGUAUUAUAUGUAGUAAAUAAAAAAAUGUUUCAUGUGUUUCAAAAUAUUACGUGCCACAACGUAAAAAAUUUCAAUUUCUUUUGAAUAUGUAUUUAUUUGGGUUCAAAUUUUGAAAAAUGUCUAUCGUGGAGCUUGGCCACCCCUGAUAUAAUUAAUGCAAUUGUAAAAUAAUCUUAAUUUUUAAAAUUUAUGUAUUUGCAACAAUAUUUCCUUAAUUAACAUUAAGGAAAUAUAAGGAUAUAAAAGAUAAUUCUAUAAUUGUAUGCCUAAUCUACAGUUAAUGUAAAGUUAAAUGAAGAUUUGGUCAAUAUACAUUUUAACAAUGGUGAUUUCAAUUGUGUACUGAAAAACAAUAAUUAAAACAUUGUAUAUCUCUUAUCUUUCAGUAAACAUGUACAUCGCUUGAAGAUUUUCUAUUUAUAGAAGUUAAUUGUUGGUAAAAUAGGCAUUAAAGACACCCGGAAAUUUUAAAUUUACAUCAAAUGUUUGUGUCUUAUUUUUUUUAAUUGACCUAUUGAAAUAAUUAAAAAGACCUUAUUUUUCAUCUGAACCGUAUUUAUGUGAACUGAAAGAUAUGUUUUUAAUUUUAACCUUUAUUUGUUUAUGUUACGAAAUAUAUAGUUGAGUUCUAAACAUAUUCCUCUUGUUCAUUAUGUAUUCAUUGUAUUAAUAAGGAGUAAUAUAUAUUAUUGUUAGUCAUUUUUAUAUUGUCUUGACGAACAUAUAGCAUAAGUCUGCUUAGACCCAAGUGGGUGUGAUUUCUCACAAUAAAUGUGUAAAUGCAAAA
This is a messenger RNA of Papilio xuthus (Asian swallowtail), 3109 nucleotides long. RefSeq names its product tumor susceptibility gene 101 (gene TSG101). Gene Ontology annotation, molecular function: ubiquitin binding. NCBI's taxonomy places the organism in Eukaryota, Metazoa, Arthropoda, Insecta, Lepidoptera, Papilionidae. Gene Ontology annotation, biological process: protein modification process; endosome to lysosome transport; protein transport. Gene Ontology annotation, cellular component: ESCRT I complex. The transcript has a single exon. The record is from RefSeq and is a predicted model, not a curated record. Bases 138 to 1334 code for a protein of 398 amino acids.